AUAAAGUUUUCCAUACUAAUUAAAGAAGUUAAUCAUGUCUUCAGGUAACAAAUUUCGUAUGAGUUUGGGUUUGCCAGUCGGUGCCGUUUUAAACUGUUGUGACAACUCCGGUGCUAGAAACUUGUACAUCUUGGCCGUCAAAGGAUUCGGUGCUAAAUUGAACAGAUUGCCCGCUGCCUCUGCUGGUGAUAUGGUCAUGGCUACCGUCAAGAAGGGUAAGCCAGAAUUAAGAAAGAAGGUUAUGCCAGCUAUUGUUGUCAGACAAUCUAGACCAUGGAGAAGAAAGGAUGGUGUCUACUUGUACUUUGAAGACAAUGCCGGUGUCAUUGUGAACCCUAAGGGAGAAAUGAAGGGUUCUGCCAUUACUGGACCUGUUGCUAAAGAAUGUGCUGACUUGUGGCCACGUAUUGCUUCUAACUCGGGUGUGGUUGUUUAAAUAAUUACCUUUUAUACACAAGAACGAAAUCCGAAUUAUAUAAAUGUACAUUUAGCAUUAAUUUAUAAUCACUUUGAAAUUUAUUUUGUCUAUAGACAAUUUUGUCUCACCUCACUAUAUGCUGAGUUGAGAUAUUUGGUGUUCAAAUGCUUGAGGUUGUUCCUUGAUACUCGCUUCACUCUUAUUAUCCUUCAAAGUAGCAUCCGUUGUAUCAGUGGUCACAUCAGGCUUGGAGAUGUGGCCGUUUUUUUCGUCUUGAUCCAAAUGUUGGCCAUUUUGGUGAGUUUCAUCACCAUUUUGAUGGUGCUGAGGUUCACCAUGUCCAUUGAGAUCAUUUUCGGUGGGAUAAGGUAACUGGCCUCCAAAAGCAUAGUCUCCCUUUAAGGCUUGACCCUGCUGAGCCGGUACUGGCUGCCCUUGGCCCUGGCCCGGCUGGAUGAAGAAAUACCCUUGGUUAGCCUGUGGUGAAGAAGCGAAUUGGGGCUGCGGUGAAGACGGGAAUUGAGGUUGUGGUGAGGCAGGAAAGUACUGAGGCUGAGGUCCCUGGUUGGGUUGCUGAGUAAUGGUAUAAUACUGCUGCUGGAUAGGAUCAUAAAACUGCUGCACUUGUUGACCAUUAGCAUUCAUGUAGUAACCUUGUUGAAAAUUAAUAAAGUUUGGAGGUAAUCCAAUUAUACCAUUUCCUUUGGACUGUUGAAUCUGUUGAGGCUGUUGAGGAGUAGGUUGCUGUAUAUGCGUAGAAGGAAUCUGGUAUUGAAGGCUUCUCGACUGACCCAUGUUUUGGGAGUCAUGGGUGGGAAUAGCUUCAACUGGUUGCGGCUGCGAAAGAAUUGGUUGAAUUUGGUAGAACCCUUCAGUACCUGGUUGUGUAGAAGGAUGGGGUUGCUGCUGUGGUUGCACAUAAGGAGUAGAAGUCAAUGGUGUUUGCGAAUGAGACUGUCUCUCGUUGGUAUCUACUGGGGUCAAAAUUGUUCCAUCACUGUUGAUCAAGUGGUUUAACUUGGGGCUUUUCACUUGGCUGGUAUUGGAAAAGGUUGAGCUUAACUGGUUGUUCUCCGUGUUGGUGGUACCGGUGAUCCUAGUUUUAUUGGAUUCCACCGUCUUUAGGGACUUGGCAUGAGUACCAUUGGUAACGAUACUUGAAGCCCGAGAAACCUUCGAUUGAAUUCUCACCAAGUUUGGAUUAGUGUUAUUCAAAUUCAACCUCUUACUCAAGAACCGGGCCCUAGCAGCCGCGUUGGGCAAACUGACCAAAUUAUUGAUAUCGUUGUACCAUCCAAUCAUAUUUUCGUAGCUAUCAGUUUUGAAUGCCCAGGUCUGACUUCUGUGAAUGAUUCCGUUGGGUUUCGAGCUCAAUAUGAACUUAUAGCUGUUAUCAGACUUGCCAUUGUUCUUAGUGUGAUCAUUGACUUGAAAAUUAUCCAACAGAAUGGAGGUAACUGGAGUCUGAUCUUUUUUUCUAUCGGAGGUCUUAAACUCAUGAAUGAAGUUGCACGUCAACACAUACCAACCUCUGGAGUAACUCUUCAAGAACUUCGACUUUCUCUCCAAGUAGCCUUCACGCACAGACAUGUUCAAUGGCGAGCUGUAGUUGUUUA
Yamadazyma tenuis ATCC 10573 is the source of this 2034-nucleotide messenger RNA. The record is from RefSeq and is a predicted model, not a curated record. Lineage: Eukaryota; Fungi; Ascomycota; Pichiomycetes; Serinales; Debaryomycetaceae.